UUGCUGUUGCCACCGUGAAAAAAGAACAAAAUCAUCGGAAGCCACUAGAAGGGUGAAUUGACGAAAGAAAAGCAAGUGUUUUUAGAGCAUAUUUUCCCAGUGAAUUUGAUAGUUUUUGGCAAGAAAACAUCGAUAUUUUACACAAAGCUGCACGAGGCGCUUGAAUAAAUUAGAAGUUUGUUCCAAAGAGUGCGUUUUGAAGUGUUUUUCUGCUCGAGAAAGAAUAUUUUUGUUGGCUUCAAAAGGAAUAGUUUCGUUCAAAACAAGCUGGCUACUGUUGCGAUGUCCACACAGCAAAGCCCCGCUAGUCUACAGGCGGCUGCGGCGGCCAAUAGUGAGAAAGUGUUCCAAUGGAUCAACGAACUAUCCAACCCUGAGACACGUGAAACUGCCCUGCUGGAACUGAGCAAGAAGCGAGAGUCGGUGCCGGAUUUGGCCCCAAUGCUGUGGCACAGCUUUGGCACAACAGCAGCAUUGUUGCAAGAAAUAAUCAAUAUCUAUCCAUCGAUAAAUCCUGCCACACUGACCGCACAUCAAUCGAACAGAGUUUGCAAUGCCCUUGCCCUGCUGCAGUGCGUUGCAUCACAUCCGGAAACACGGUCCGUGUUUCUUGCGGCUCACAUACCACUGUUCCUGUAUCCGUUUCUGCAUACCACUUCGAAAACACGACCAUUCGAGUAUUUACGCUUGACGUCGCUGGGAGUAAUCGGUGCACUGGUGAAAACCGACGAACAGGAGGUGAUAACCUUUCUGUUGACCACCGAAAUAAUUCCACUUUGCCUUCGAAUAAUGGAAUCCGGAUCGGAGCUCAGCAAAACCGUCGCGACGUUCAUUUUGCAGAAGAUCCUGCUGGAUGAUAGUGGAUUGUCCUACAUUUGCCACACUUACGACAGAUUUUCCCAUGUAGCUAUUAUUUUGGGAAAAAUGGUAAUCUCGCUCUCGAAAGAACCCUCGGCGAGACUGUUGAAACAUGUUGUCCGCUGCUAUCUGCGACUUUCAGACAAUCCAAGAGCUCGCGAAGCGCUCCGCCAGUGUCUGCCGGAUCAGCUACGUGACGGAACGUUUGCGGCGUGCCUCCAGGAAGAUAAAUCCACCAAGCCGUGGCUCUCGCUGUUGCUCAAGAAUCUGGAAACGGUUGCCGUAGCCACCGAUCCGCGACAAGUCGUUGGCAUGUCACCGUUGAACUCCUAAUGCCAAAAUCUCGUUCAGCGGAAGUGUGUUUGUGAUUGGGCUUGCAAGCAUGGCCACUGCAAAUAUUGAGAGAUAGCGUCGUCCUCCUCCUUUGAGUCACAUCCAUCACCCUUCGAAAGGCAAGCUAUUUGGGUGUGGCCAACGAAAACAAAAACAUGAACAAAAGCAUCGUAAUUUGUUCCUGAACCUAUAUGAACGAACAAUCUCUGUGACUAUCGUAGUCCAAUCGAGACGGAAGCAUUUCUCAAUAGUUUGCUUGCAAAAUUUUGUUUUAAUCUGUCCAAAUUGUCGAACGCGUGCUACACUUAUAUUUAGAUCAAUUUUGUUGAGCAUAGGGAAAACAGACCGAGAAUGUAUUUUUUAGAGGCGAAUGAACUUCAAAGUUUAAAGCCUCUUAAAAACAAAGAAAGAAGAAUGUAUUUCGGGCAAGCCUUCGUUCUGUCAAACGAGGAUACGAAAAAAUAGUUUCAAAUUGUAAACACUCAAACUCGUUCUGAAAUUGUAGCAGUUGAUAUUUAAAUGCAACCGAGAAAAAAAAAUAUGUAAAGAGAACUCUAGUUUAGGAGGGUUAGUAGGAGAAUUUUCCAAGGAAAACGCAAAUUAUUAUGUUCUAGAUUACUGCGAGAACAACAAAACAAAACAAAAAAGCUAUAUAGUCGGUAAGAAUCGUUACUAGGAUAUUUUUGUACUAUCAAUAAACGUAGGUUAAAACGAAACGAGAUGAAAAAGCGGCGCACUUAUAUUAUUACCUAUUCAUAUUUGUGCAACCUUGAAAAGAAAAAAAAAACAAGAACCGUCUGCUGUAGCGGAUUAUUAAAAAAUAACGAGACUGUCGAUGUUAAUAAUUACGAAAGGAUGGAAAUAAAUACUGUGGUAAGCUUAGAAUGGUCGCAAUAUAA
Messenger RNA from Toxorhynchites rutilus septentrionalis, 2090 nucleotides. RefSeq names its product CCR4-NOT transcription complex subunit 9 (gene Rcd-1). The record is from RefSeq and is a predicted model, not a curated record. The transcript is spliced from 4 exons. Gene Ontology annotation, cellular component: CCR4-NOT core complex; CCR4-NOT complex; P-body. Bases 283 to 1191 code for a protein of 302 amino acids. NCBI's taxonomy places the organism in Eukaryota, Metazoa, Arthropoda, Insecta, Diptera, Culicidae. Gene Ontology annotation, biological process: negative regulation of translation; mRNA catabolic process.